Molecule: messenger RNA, 276 nt
Organism: Aureococcus anophagefferens
Lineage: Eukaryota; Pelagophyceae; Pelagomonadales; Pelagomonadaceae
Exons: 1
Biological process (GO): protein peptidyl-prolyl isomerization
Cellular component (GO): cytoplasm
Molecular function (GO): peptidyl-prolyl cis-trans isomerase activity
Source: RefSeq, a predicted model, not a curated record
GCGUCGGACGGCUGCGUCGCGACGGUCAACUACGAGGGCCGGCUCAUGUCGUCCGGGCGCGUCUUCGACAGCAGCAAGGGCAAGGGGCCCAUCAAGUUCGUCCUCGGCGAGGGCAGCGUGAUCCCCGCGUGGGACGAGGGCAUCGCUUCCAUGAGCGUCGGCGGCAAGCGCGUGCUGCGCUGCCCGGCGGCGCUGGCCUACGGCGAGUUCGGCUCGGGCAGCGGCAUGAUCCCGCCGAACGCGGACCUCGAGUUCGACUGCGAGCUCGUGAACGUC